CACUUCUUUCUCACUGCUAACACACACACACAUCUACAGAGCUUAACUGGAGAAAUACACACCGUGUUUACCUGACGCUGGUUAAUUUAUUCUCUAUUAGCGACAGAAUUCAGGUUUGCAACCAUGGCAGAUCAGCCAGAACUCACAGUGGAGAACCGCGAGCGGAUCCAGGCGGUGGCGAGCUCUUUCGGACCCUCUGGGAGGUCUCUGAUGGAGCCAGGCCGGGUUCUGGUCGGCGAAGGUCGUCUGAUAAAGCUCUGCAAACGUCGUCCUCAGCCCAGGUCCUUCUUUCUCUUCAACGACAUCCUGGUCUAUGGCAGCAUCGUGAUGGGCGGCCGCUGGAACAAGAAGCAGCAGAUCAUCCGUCUGGAGGAGGUGGAGCAGGAAGACCUGGAGGACAGCACGCUAAUGUGCAACCAGUGGCUCCUGAAGACGCCCAGAAAGUCGUUCUACGUGGCGGCGGCUUCUGCUGAAGAGAAGCAGGCCUGGAUGGAGCACAUCGAGAACUGCAGGAACCUGAAGCUGCAGAGCCUGGGCCGCCCGGUCAACGUGCAACCCGUCUUCGCGGCCACGUGGAUUCCAGAUCACGCCUCAGCGAUCUGCAUGCGCUGCUCCAGCCGCUUCACCGUGACGCACCGCAGACACCACUGCAGAUGCUGCGGCUUCAUCGUCUGCAACUCCUGCUCCAAAGCUCGCGUGGUGCUGAAGAACAUCUCCAACAAACCCGUGAGAGUGUGCGGCCUCUGCAAAACCAGCCUGGAGAACAAGGACAAGAUGAAGACUCCGUCCAAACAGCAGAACUACCGAAAACAGAAGGAACACGAUUGGAAAACCAAUUCCCUGGAAGAUACGCCCGAAUACGAGGCUUCCAGCGAUGAGGAAUCGGAGGAACAAGACGACGACAGCAAACCGACCAUGUGGUUCAACAACUCUGAGUACUGCUACCUCAACCCAGAGCAUGCAAACCCACCACAAUCCUGAAGAGCAAAGGACAGACUUAUAAAACAUGUGAAAAAAGAAGAAGAAGAAAACACGCUUGGAGCCUUGUGAUCGCCGCUUAUUCACCACUUGCACUGUUCACACUGUUGUGCAGAUAAGCGUGCAGAUAAACCGAGUGGCCGAAGAAUCGAAACAACACACAAAAAGGGUUCAGUUUAGUUAGUGUUGGAAACACGUUAGCAUUAGAAGCUUCUUAAAAAAGAAGAAUCCAUGAAAAAGAAGAUAGAUGGAUGGAUUCCUGAACUUUUCCAGGAGAAUUUGAGAACUAUGUCUCAGUGCUGCUACUUCAAGCCGAAGCAUGAAAAAAAAACAAUGAAAAAAGUUGAGAAGAUUAAAAAAAUCGGACA
Astyanax mexicanus (Mexican tetra) is the source of this 1346-nucleotide messenger RNA. It is a transcript of the gene plekhf1, whose product is annotated as pleckstrin homology domain containing, family F (with FYVE domain) member 1. Gene Ontology annotation, molecular function: metal ion binding; phosphatidylinositol binding. NCBI's taxonomy places the organism in Eukaryota, Metazoa, Chordata, Actinopteri, Characiformes, Acestrorhamphidae. The transcript is spliced from 2 exons. The record is from RefSeq and is a predicted model, not a curated record. The coding region runs from base 124 to 981 and encodes 285 amino acids.